AUGUCUUUGAUUGAAAAUGAAAAAGUAGAAGAUGUUAAUAAUUAUUUAAAUGAAGAAAUUAAAAUAAUUAUUUUAGGGGCUGGACCGACAGCUUUGGGAGCACUUAAUCGAAUUUUUAAACUCAAAAAAGACAAACUAAUAAAUGAAAAUAUAAAUGUUUGUGUAAUUGAACAAGAAGAAGAAAUUGGAGGGUUGGCACGAAGUGUGAUUGAUGAAAAUGGUUUUUGUUGGGAUUUGGGUGUUCAUGUAAUGGGAAUUAGUAAAUACAAAAAUUUUGUUGAAGCAAUGGAGGAAUGUGUGACAGAAUGGGAAAUUAUACCUCGAUGUGCUAUGGCAGAAAUGUCCCAUGUUAUGAUAGAAAAUAAAAAAGAAGAAGAAAAUUUAAAUAAAAUUAAUUAUUAUAUUCCCUAUCCAGUUCAAAAUUCAAUUCCUUAUUUUCCCAAAAAUUUAAAAUUAAAAUGUUUGGAAGAAUUAAAUUUUAAAGAAAAAGAAGGAGAAAAAAAUAAUUGUUUAGCAACAAAAAUACCGGAAAAAGAAGAAAAUUUUGAUUCUUUUUCUCUUUCACUUUUUGGAGAAACUUUGCAGAAAAUAUUUGUUAGACCAUAUAAUGAAAAGGUCUGGACAGUCCCAAUUUCCGAAAUGGGAACUAGCUGGUUACAAGGCCGUGUUCCUUUAAUUGAUUUAUCACAAUUAAAACGUCGUUGUUCACUUUCUCACCAAAAAUUGUUAAUUGAAGAUGAAAAACGUCAAACAGCUUUUCGUUACCCUGCAAACUGUAAAGGGAUUGGAGAAAUGUGGAAACGUUUUUCUGAAAGAUUUCCCUCAAAAAUAUUUAAUUUUGGACAAAAAGUUGUGGAAAUUAAUUCAGAAACAAAAAAUAUUUUUUGUUUAGACAAAAAUGGAAAUAAAAAGGUGGGGGAACUAGUUAGUUAA
Molecule: messenger RNA, 933 nt
Organism: Meloidogyne enterolobii
Lineage: Eukaryota; Metazoa; Nematoda; Chromadorea; Rhabditida; Meloidogynidae
Source: the annotation of a GenBank genome assembly